UCAUUACACACAGCACAGAACAAUUGCUGCUGUCUCGCACAUGACCUUCUCUCUGUCUAUGCGAGGUUAUAACGUAGGAAUAACUUCUGUGCUGUACACACAUAAAGCAUCAUGGGAUUUGUAGUACAGACUAGAGCACUUCCUUCCUCUCUUCCUGAUGUGUGUCUGCCUAGGGAGUAUUGCACUGCACUUACCUUGCUAAAGAAGUUUCAGUCGGCAGAUUGGAGCAGAUUUGACAAGGGUCAGGGCAAGUCCUGGCAGUAUCUGCAGCCGCAGCGUGCCACUGCUGAGUUCUUACAGCUGGUCAGCAUAUGGAAGUGUGCCCCUGCUGAGUUGAUAAACUUCACGAAAGACAGAAAUACCUUUUUUUCCGGAACACAUGGCUUUCUCUGGAGAAAUGUGCAAACUUCUGUCAGUGUUGAUAUCACUGGUGUUUCUGCUUCCAGGAGUGGAAGCAAUGGAUGAAGGAAACGCAAUAGCAAUUCUGUUUGGAAUGGUUUUUACGGGCAUUGGUUUUUGUGCAUGUUUGGGUUACUAUGCCAGGAAGAGAAAUGGGCAGUACUAGCAAUGUACUUAUAUUUUGUGUUUAUACCAGUCAAUGCUUUUGUAUUUUAUAAUCUAAAUGAAAAGCCACUACAAUCUAAAUGACUUAUCUGUUCAGAAUAUGAAUAUUGUCUGCCAGGAAAAUAGCUUAUUUCAUAGUAUAUCAACUUGUUUUUGACCAAGUAUUAAAUUCCAAUAAAAUGAGUAACUUAACACAAAACCAAGACGGUGUAACUGCAUAAAUUAUCUACAAUGAAUUGCACAUAUCGAGCACAUCCCUAAACUCAAAUCUAAAAUAUUAAAUGUAACUUUUCUUGAACUUUGUUAGAUGUUUUUAAUGAUGCCGCUGUUGGUAUAGUGACAGCCAGCAUUCCGUCUGCCGGGAUAUAGUAUGUAUCCCAUUUAAACAUAGCAAACAUUGCUGCUAGUCUGCCCUGGUUGGAAAUAGCAGGUAAUGAUUGGAGACAUAUACAUAGAAAAUUAAUUAUGUAGGUUUGUAUCAAUAUUAGGUCAUAAGGUUACAAUUGAUAAAACAUGAGACGUUUACAGGUACUAGCUGACACACAUCACACCCCCUGGAUCACCCAGGUUAUAAUAUACACUCUAUUGCAUCACACUGUUUAACUUUAGUUUCUCUGGCAUCAUUCUUCAGACACUGUUUUGGUUUCACCUUAUAGAUAUCUACUGAUAUUCAGUUAACUGCAGGGUUUACCCGGUGACAAAUUUGAGGCAAAAAUUCCCCCUGGUGUGGGGAAAGGCUAUUCAAUUAAAUAUCCUUUUCCCCCACAUCAAAAUAUUGGAAUUUACAAUCGGAAAGCCAAUAGUUCCACAUAAACUGCGGAAUCAGUGGGGGUUUCCUGUGCGCAACCCGAUUUUGUGUUUGUUUUUUUUCUUAAAACAAGGUUCAGUCCAACCCUGGGGACUCGUGUGUGUGUGUGUGGGGGGGGGGGGGUAAACCCCCAAUAAUUGAAUAGGUCUGGCAAAGUGAAUAAUUGUAUUCCCCCCCAUAUUGUGCAAAAAAUGCUUUCCUGUUAAUUUUUUUGUUCAUUUUCUAAAAAUGUUAUUGACUUUAUUUCCACACAACAUGUAGACCUACCCUUGUGUAAAAUGGAGACCUACAAAAGAAUACAUGCUACUUGAAAGCUGAAAUACAAGAUUGGUACAUAAACUCACAUUUACUAGGGCAAUUUCAAAAUACAAUCCUUAAUGUUCACUAUAAUGCUAUUGUUUCUUUGCAUUUUGUAACUGGCGAUUUAUGUAUAAUUUUGAACUUCUUCCAAUAAAACUGUAAUAUAAUCAUA
Pseudophryne corroboree (corroboree frog) is the source of this 1844-nucleotide messenger RNA. RefSeq names its product small integral membrane protein 30 (gene SMIM30). The transcript has 3 exons. The coding region runs from base 380 to 565 and encodes 61 amino acids. NCBI's taxonomy places the organism in Eukaryota, Metazoa, Chordata, Amphibia, Anura, Myobatrachidae. The record is from RefSeq and is a predicted model, not a curated record.